Molecule: messenger RNA, 1529 nt
Organism: Ictalurus punctatus (channel catfish)
Lineage: Eukaryota; Metazoa; Chordata; Actinopteri; Siluriformes; Ictaluridae
Product: histone H2B-like
Exons: 1
Coding region: 171-545 (124 amino acids)
Cellular component (GO): nucleosome
Molecular function (GO): DNA binding; structural constituent of chromatin; protein heterodimerization activity
Source: RefSeq, a predicted model, not a curated record
AGCGGAGGAGGGAGGAGCAGUAGGAGGCGCCAUGCAGGAGGAGGUAUCGAAUUUUGGCCAAUCAAAAAAAGGUGUCUUGUGUGGACGUCAUUAGCAUGUGGGUCUGUAAAUAGAGCGGGCGCGAGGCGGGCGUUAGUCAUUUUCUGUUCGUUUAUUCGAGAAGCAGCAUUAUGCCCGAUCCAGCCAAGACCGCGCCCAAGAAGGGAUCAAAGAAAGCCGUGACCAAGACGGCCGGCAAAGGAGGCAAGAAGCGCAGAAAGUCCCGGAAGGAGAGCUACGCCAUCUACGUGUACAAGGUCCUGAAACAGGUGCACCCUGACACCGGCAUCUCAUCCAAGGCCAUGGGCAUCAUGAACUCCUUCGUGAAUGAUAUUUUUGAGCGCAUCGCCGGUGAGUCUUCUCGUCUGGCUCACUACAACAAGCGCUCCACCAUCACCUCCAGGGAGAUCCAGACUGCCGUGCGCCUGUUGCUUCCCGGCGAGCUGGCCAAGCACGCCGUGUCCGAGGGCACAAAGGCCGUCACCAAGUACACCAGCUCCAAGUAAAGCGCGUUACCGCCGUCUUCAUCAACCCAACGGCUCUUUUAAGAGCCACCCACUUUUCAUACAAAGAGCAAUCAAUUUUCUUUCGCUUUCUCUCUUGCUGUGUGUGUGUGUGUGAGUGAGAGAGAGGGGGGGCACUUCUGAAGUGCUGCUCUCCCACGAAUGUUCAGGCUUUUGGGUAAUUCUAGCAGUCUGAUAAAUGCAGAGAUGAGUACAACUCAACAGGGUUGUAGCACGGUUUCUCGGGCUUGUAUAAUCUGAGCAAUGCAAAAUGGGGCUUUAGCAGCACAAAGUUUUAUUAAGACUAGCAACAGGAAGUAACUGAAAAUGGUAUUCUAGUAACACGUAGAAAUUCAAACUAAGGUUCUAGAAGCACGUAAAAGUUCUAAAUACUGUUGUAACAUGUAGUCAUUCAAAACAGUGUUCCAGCAGCACAAAGUCAUUCAAAAGAAUGCUCUAGCAGCAUGGAAUACAACACACACACACACACACACACACACACACACACACACACACACACACACACACACACAAGGCUAUAGCGGAGUUGGGAUAAAGGGCAUUAGGGUGACUGUGCUCGUUAGGGUCAGGGAGGAAUCCGACCGAGCUAAAGAGGAGGAGGCCGGAUGGGCUGGCUGGUGCUAACUAGGCGUGCCUGUUUGGCCCGGGACUACAAGAGCGGAGCGCCGCGUACGAGUGGCGAAGCCCUGACACUGGCAAAGACAGAAGGAGUCCUCUGACCUACACCUAUAAUCACAUUUUCUUGUUGGACAUGCUUUCUCCCCUACAACUAACAAUGUCUUACUCUCGUCUUUGCUGCUCUGUUCAGCUCUUCCUACUUUCCUACUGACUGUUUCCCACCCACCUAGUCAACUUUUAUUCAACAUUUGUUCUUUUCAUCUAGACAUUAAAUUUAUUUACUCUUCACCAUCUAUUCAUAUGCUUUCAGUUUGAAUGAAAGUGAUACUUAUAUGUUUCUACUAAAAC